AUGGAAGCAAAGAAGGCUGGGAUGAAACACCAUCCAGAGGCAAUAUUUCAAUCCUGGAUCAGCUCCGAAGCCCAGACCGGCCUGCAAGGGCCCCUCCACACCACACACAUGGCCUGCUACAACGCCUGCCGCUCCUGGGGACCCACCCCGCUGGCCAACAGCUGCAACGAGCCCUGUUCCCUGCAGUGCCAGGACUCCCGCGUCGUCAUCCAGCCUCCCGCCGUGCUGGUCACCCUGCCAGGACCCAUCCUCACCUCCCACCCCCAGAGCACCGCCGUCGGAUCCUCCGCAUCGGCUGCCGUGGGCAACGAACUCGGCGCCCAGGGAGUUGCUGUCAACUCCGGCAGCUUUGGCUAUGGCUUCGGAGGCCGGGGCUGCUUCAAUGGUAGAAGGGGUGGAUACAUCUGCUAA
Molecule: messenger RNA, 411 nt
Organism: Columba livia (rock pigeon)
Lineage: Eukaryota; Metazoa; Chordata; Aves; Columbiformes; Columbidae
Product: feather keratin-like
Exons: 2
Coding region: 1-411 (136 amino acids)
Cellular component (GO): intermediate filament
Molecular function (GO): structural constituent of cytoskeleton
Source: RefSeq, a predicted model, not a curated record